This is a messenger RNA of Oppiella nova, 472 nucleotides long. Lineage: Eukaryota; Metazoa; Arthropoda; Arachnida; Sarcoptiformes; Oppiidae. The record is from the annotation of a GenBank genome assembly.
CCGGGAGACCAACGAACAGAUCGAUGAGAGGAUAUCCGUGCGGAUGGCCAUCGAGGACGGCCGCAUCCGGGAGGCCAUGAAACUCAUCAACGAUUACUACCCGGAGCUCAUCGACAACAACCGGAACCUGUAUUUCAAACUACAGCAACAACAACUCAUUGAACUGAUCCGCGAUCACCUCCUGGAAGAGGCGCUCCAGUUCUCGCAGCAACAGCUGAGCGUUGAUAGCGAUUACCUGCAGCUCCCGGAGCUCGAGAGGACGCUAUCGUUGUUGGCCUUCGACAAGCCGGAGAACAGCCCUUACAGUGAUUUACUGCACGCGUCGCACAGACAACAGUUGGGGUCAGAGGUGAACGAAGCCAUUCUUCGGGAGCAGUCGGGCGAGGGGUCGUCCUCUAAGCCCAAGUUGGUGUCACUCAUGAAACUACUGCUGUGGACGCAGAACGAGUUGGACAAGAAGAAAGUGAAGUUC